Anarrhichthys ocellatus (wolf-eel) is the source of this 3920-nucleotide messenger RNA. RefSeq names its product BCAR1 scaffold protein, Cas family member (gene bcar1). The transcript is spliced from 7 exons. Gene Ontology annotation, biological process: cell surface receptor protein tyrosine kinase signaling pathway; cell migration. The coding region runs from base 596 to 3502 and encodes 968 amino acids. Gene Ontology annotation, molecular function: protein binding. The record is from RefSeq and is a predicted model, not a curated record. NCBI's taxonomy places the organism in Eukaryota, Metazoa, Chordata, Actinopteri, Perciformes, Anarhichadidae. Gene Ontology annotation, cellular component: plasma membrane; cytoplasm; focal adhesion.
UGUGAUUGACAGGAUUUGUCCGUCUUUUCGUCUUACAACUUAAGCUCUUUCCCAGUGUGUUUUCAGUCGAUGAAAGUUAGUUUUGGUUGACUAUAAAAUUAUGUGUUCGGUUGUACUUGGCUCCACCCUCUCAAGUCACUUCUUGGUUGAAAAAAACAAAUUUUCAAUAAAAGCCAAGAUGGCGACGGCUAAAAACAAAGGUGGAGAUGGCCUUGAAGCCAAACUUGAGGCUUCAAAAUCGUAGUCCACAAACCAAUUGGUGAUGUCACGCUGAUUACGUCCACUUCUUAUAUACAGUCUAUGGUUCACCGCCAUAUUUUCAAAUUAUAGGAGACAGAAAAUUCUAAUGUGGUCUGGAGGAAGCCUCGGGGGAGCAAUCAUCCCUCCAUUGCACUUUGCUGGGUGUUUUUAUUUUUUUAUUUUUUACAAAUUACAGGUUUCAAAACCAUCAGAUGUAUGGCUCCCAUUCACUUGUCAUGUAAUACAAUGGUCAGGUCUAACAGUACAGACUGGAAACUAAUGGGUCUUGGGGAAGACUUGUGUUCUUGUUGCCUUGCUUUACCAAGGCAACAUUUAUCAGUACAUAGGAUUGUGUAUGUAUAUUAUAUUUCUUAUAUAUUUCUGUCCUGUCCCUCUACAGAACGUGCUGGCCAAGGCGCUGUACGACAAUGUGGCGGAGUCACCGGACGAGCUGUCCUUCCGUAAAGGCGACAUCAUGACGGUGUUGGAGCGUGACACGCAGGGCUUGGACGGCUGGUGGCUCUGCUCCCUCCACGGUCGCCAAGGCAUCGUACCCGGCAACCGCCUCAAGCUCCUGGUCGGCAUGUACGACAGCAAGCAGCAGCAACAGGUCGGGCCUUCCACGCCGGAGCCGCUCGCUCCCUGUCCCUCCUCCCAGGCGCAGCGGCCCCUCCCCCCUCUGAGCGCCUACGCCAAACCGGCACCGGCUUCGGCGUCUGCCGCCAUCAAUACUUCCUCCGCCGGGUUUCCCAUCAAGCCCCUCCACUCGACACAUUACACGUCUAUGCAUCCGGCCUACUCCACCCCCAGCCCCGCGCAGCCCGACCCUGACUCCAUCUACAUGAUGCCCCCGUCCCACGGCCCCAAACCAAGUCCACAAAGUCUGUACCAGAUCCCUUCCGGCCCAAGCGGACUCCCUCCAGGACCCCCCAGCAAGGCCCCGCUUCUAGCCCAGAGACAGUACCAGCUGCAGGACAUCUACCAGGUGCCCCCUUCUGUUGGCCCAGCACCAGGCCUGGGAGCGGUCCCAGCCGGAGGGAACGGAGGUGGGCAGGAUGUGUACCAGGUGCCCCCCUCCCUGGAUAAGAGGAACUGGGAGAGCGGCAACAAGCCACUGGGCAAGGUGGUGGUCCCCACUCGGGUCGGUCAGGUGUAUGUGUACGACACAGUCAAACCGGAUCAGGAUGAGUACGACGUCCCGCCCAGACACCAGCCUCCGACCCAGCACGACAUUUACGACGUGCCGCCCGCCCGCCAGCAGUACAACACACAGGUGUAUGACACUCCUCCCAUGGUGGUGAAGGGGCCCUCUAGUGGUCAGGAUAUAUAUGACAUCCCAGCCAGCUCAGACAAAAGCACACAGCAGACGGUGUAUGACUUCCCCCCGUCUGUCAGCAAAGACGUCCCCGACUCUCAGCCAAUCAGAGAGGAGACCUACGACGUGCCACCCCACUUUGCCAAACUCAAGCCGGCUCUCCCGCCCCCCGGCCACUACCCGCACAACCUCAACGGCAACGACGACGACGACGACGAGCCGCCGAUCCCGGAGGACGUGUACGACGUCCCACCCCCGAUCCUGACCGACAAGCGUUACCGCGGAGUCGACCAGCCCCCUCAGGAGAUCUACGACAUCCCCGCCAGCCUGCGGUCGGGGGGUCACCACCAUCAGGACAUCUACGACUUCCCUCGGGAGCGAGAGGAGAAAGGAGGGGAGAGGGGAGACCACAGUGUCUACGAUGUCCCACCGCAGGUGGUGCGUGACGCUCAGUCCACCAGUGAGGAGCUCACCUUGUCCUUCAAGCGGCUGUCCGCCUCCAGCACGGGAAGCACACGGAGCAACCACUCCGCUUCUUCCUUGGACAUGGUCCCCGUCCGCGACACCUCCUCUUCCUCCUCCCUUCCCGGCCCUGGCUCCGUACCGGGGAAGCCCCUCAUCCUGGACCUGGAGCAGGCCAUGGAGCGUCUGUCCCGCCUCCAGCAGGCCGUCGAGUCCAGCGUUUCACUCAUGAUGUCGUUCAUCACGGGUAACUGGAGAAGCCCCGCCCAUCUGGAAGGAAACCUCCCCGCCAUUCAUCAAGCCGCUGACCGGGUGCGCUCCACCGUGCGGGACUUCUUAGAAUUUGCCCGGGGCGCCGUGGCAAACUCCGCCCAGGCCACGGACCGCUCCCUGCAGACCAAGUUGGGCCGUCAGGUGGGGAAGAUGGAGGAGGUCUUCCAGAGUUUGAUCCGGCACAGUCAGAGCUUGGACGGCGUCUCCUGGUCGCACGCCGCGCUCGCGGCACCCCCGCCGGGAGGGGACGACCUGGAUCGGCUGAUCAUGACGGCGCGAGGCAUCCCCGACGAUGCCAAGCAGCUCGCCUCCUUUCUCCACGGUAACGCCUCGCUGCUCUUCAAACGGACCAACCGGCAGCAGCAGCUGCCGCUUCCCCCGAUCCCGGGGGAGAUCGGCGGUCACAUGACGGGAUCGGGAAGUGGGAGCUAUCAGGGAGGGGAGAGGGUGAACAUUCAGUCGCGGCCCCUCCCCUCUCCGCCAAAGUUUACAGCUGCAGAGGAAGAGGAAGGUGUGGACCGGCCGUAUGAGACCACAGAGGAAGGCUGGAUGGAGGACUAUGACUACGUACAUUUACAGGGAAAGGAGGAGUUUGAGAAGAACCAAAGACAGCUGCUGGAGAAAGGCAACAUCAUCAGACACAAGACACAACUGGAGCAGCAACAGAUCAAACAGUUUGAGCGACUCGAGCAGGAAGUCAGCCGGCCGAUCAACAACGACAUGACAGGCUGGGUCCCGUCCCCGCACCCCCCUCCGGCCAACCAGCAGGCCCAGAACGGCUCCGGGGGCCCGCCUUGCUCCAAGCUAGGCCACGGCGACCGUCAGCUCCUCCUCUUCUACCAGGAGCAGUGCGAGCAGAACAUCACCGCGGUGACCAACGCCAUCGACGCCUUCUUCACCGCCGUCAACUCCAACCAGCCGCCCAAGAUCUUCGUCGCGCACAGCAAGUUCGUCAUCCUCAGUGCGCACAAGCUGGUGUUCAUCGGCGACACGCUGUCGCGCCAGGCCAAGUCGCCUGACGUGAGAGCGCACGUGGCCCAGAGCAGCAACGCCCUCUGCGAAAAACUCAAGGACAUCGUGGUCAGCACGAAGACGGCGGCGCUCCAGUAUCCUUCCCCCGGAGCGGCCAGGGAGAUGACUGAGAGGGUGAGGGAGCUGGCAGGGUGCACGCAGCAGUUCAGGAUGGUGCUGGGACAGCUGCUGGUCAUGUAGGGGAGUGAAGGGGGGCACGGGGGGAGGAAAAGAAACCAAACAGUGACACAACUGAGAUGACCCAGGAGCACGGGGGGCAGUAAAUCCUCCCCGCGACAAGGGCUGGAUGCCCCUGCAGCACGGGGGGAGGGAGGACCUGGAGCCCCCUGCGGGAAACCCUGUACACCCCUCCAGUUUGAGGUUGGAGACCCCACAUCCACCCCACCUUUCACUGGGACCACCCCUCCCUCGUCCCUCCUUCCUUCCGCACGCUUUUUAUUCUAGACAAACUAAAAGGAACGUUUUAUCUUCAGCGGGCUGUAAAAUAAUCACUGUAAAUAUUUAAGUUACUUAUUUAGUCAGAAAACCAGAAAUAAAAAAAGACUCAAGAACUUUCAGUGUAUAUAUAUGUAUAUAUACAUAUAUAUACACAUAUAUA